Messenger RNA from Puccinia graminis f. sp. tritici CRL 75-36-700-3, 240 nucleotides. RefSeq lists its product as uncharacterized. The transcript has a single exon. NCBI's taxonomy places the organism in Eukaryota, Fungi, Basidiomycota, Pucciniomycetes, Pucciniales, Pucciniaceae. The record is from RefSeq and is a predicted model, not a curated record. Bases 1 to 240 code for a protein of 79 amino acids.
AUGGGCUUUUUGGCAGGUGAAAUGUUUCGUCUGCCUAAUGGGGAUCAAGCCACUGUGGCUCUCACCCCAAAUUGGACACCCCUUCCUUUCAAAUACCUCCCUUUGCUUGGUGUAGGCAACUCCAAGGCCAUGCCAGGAGAGAAGGGAAAAGGAACUAGCGUUAAGUUUGGCCUGGAGUGGAAGUGCCCUUUGCCAAACAAGCCUCGCUUGGCGGGGUGCCCCGUCGACUGGGCUAUGUAA